AUGGUCCGCAUAAUCCCCAGCCGACUCAAGUCGGCAUCCUCGCUCUCAAACGUCAAUUCUGCCGCCAAUAGUCGAAGCGUCAGUCCAAUGCGGAACAAGGGCGACUCAGCAAGCCCCGAGGGGCGACGGGAGACGGGCUUGAUACUGAACAUUGUCAUCAUGAGGGCUCGGAAUCUGGCUGCAAAGGACAGAAAUGGAACCUCUGAUCCCUACCUUGUCUUGUCCUGCGGCGACGCCAAGCAUGUCACCCACUCGGUCUCCAAGACGCUGAAUCCGGAAUGGAACGAGCAAUGCGAAUUCCCCAUCAACGGCGUCCAGAACCUGCUUCUUGAUGUGUGCGCCUGGGACAAAGACCGUUUUGGCAAGGAUUACAUGGGCGAGUUCGAUCUUGCACUUGAGGAGAUCUUUGCAAACGAGAGGGUGGAACAGUCUCCCAUGUGGUUCCCCCUUAAGAGCAAGCGCCCUGGCAAGAAGACGAGUGUGGUCUCGGGCGAGGUGCUGCUGCAGUUCACUAUUUUUGAUUCUUCCAACCGCGAGGCUGCCCACCGCGAAAUCUACGAGAAGCUCUCCGUCAUCAUCAAGUCAGCCUCGGACACGGAACCGUCCUCCAAGAACCCCACGCCCACCCUGACUCCUAUCCUGGCACCUGUCAAGGGCCCUAAGCGCGUCGGAAUCUCCCCAACGCCACCACUCAACAGGCGACAGGCGGAAUCCAACGACGACGACGACGAUUACGAUGUUUACGACGACGAGACCCCCGACGAGCCCGAGGAAGCCGAGGACCCGAACCAGCCUGAUACGAUCGAGAAGAGGAAACGGAGGCUCCGGAUCAAGGGGCUCAAGCGCAAGAAGCGUGACCACCUCUACGAAUUCAACAACGGCAGCAGUGACGUUGUCGGAAUCAUCUUCCUCGAGAUCCGUAGCAUCACGGACCUGCCACCCGAGUCCAACUUUACAAAGACGAGCUUUGACAUGGAUCCCUUCGUCGUCGCCUCGCUGGGCAAGAAGACAUACCGCACCCGCACUAUCCGCCACAACCUGAACCCGACCUUCAACGAGAAGAUGAUCUUCCAGGUCCUCGGGCACGAGCAGCAGUACUCGUUUUCCUUUACCGUCAUCGACCGUGACAAGUACUCGAACAACGACUUCAUCGCCUCGACGACGCUGCCUAUCAAGGAGAUCAUCGACAAGGCCCCCAAGGCACACCCGGAGACGGGCCUGUACGACCUUCAGGACCCCCCAGAGUUCACAACGCCCGAGAAGCGCUCUCGAUUUGCAAGACUGGGAAUAUCCCGGUCCGCUUCGGCCUCGUCGCUGUCCAAGUUUGGCCGGCCAUCCUUGAGCAAGAAUCCGUCGGCAACUUCGGGUGUGACCCUGGCGGCGGCCGUCGCCGCUGCGCCGGUGGCUGCGGCGAUUCCGGCGUCGAACCCGUCGCAGGCGGGUGUGGAUAGCUCAAACAAGCUUUCUCCUGGUCUGUUUGGGCCUUCGGACCCUGUCGGAGCUGCUGCAGCGCCCGGCUCCGACCUCAAUCCCGACAGCAGCGACGAUGCUUUCUUUACGGCGGUUGACCUGCCGCUCAAGAUGAAGAAUCUCGAGAAGUGGGAGGACAAGCACAAUCCGGUCCUGUACAUUCGUGCCAAGUACAUGCCGUACCCGGCCCUCCGGCAACAGUUUUGGCGGGCGAUGCUGAAGCAGUACGACGCCGAUGAGAGCGGUGAGAUCAGCAAGGUCGAGCUCACGACCAUGCUGGACACGCUCGGCUCCACUCUGAAGGAGUCCACCAUCGACAGCUUCUUCCAGCGCUUCCCUCACAAGGCCACCAACAACGAAGGAGAGGAGGAGUGGGACCUCAGCAUGGACGAGGCUGUUCUCUGUCUCGAGGACCAACUAGAAGCGGCCAGGUCCAAGCCCGCCCACGCCACAAUCGCCGAUAAGCUCAAGAACGCGCUCCCCGAUGCCGAAAAGGUCAAGGGUCUGCUUUCUAUCCCUGGAAAGGGCGCCGAGGACUCGACCGCUGGUAGCAGCUCACUGUCUGCCGACAGCACGGCGAGUGUGACGGUCGCUUCCAAGUCGGCCGAUGCCUCAAAGGCGACUGAAGACAGCACUCUCAGCAUCCCGGAGCUAAGCGAGCCCGGGAUGGAGGGUGACGUGCUGGAGCGUGGAGAUGAUCUGGGCGACAACGACCGUGGAGAGGAGCACGUGGUGAUGAUCCGCGAAUGCCCCAUCUGCCACCAACCGAGGCUGGACAAGCGCAAGGACACCGACAUCAUAACGCAUAUGGCGACGUGCGCAAGCCAGGACUGGAGACAGGUCAACAACCUCAUGAUGGGCGGGUUCGUGACUGCGAGCCAGGCACAGCGCAAGUGGUACUCCAAGGUGAUCACCAAGAUCUCGUAUGGCGGGUAUAAGCUUGGGGCGAACUCUGCAAACAUCCUGGUCCAGGACCGCAUCACGGGUCAGAUCAAUGAGGAGAAGAUGAGCGUGUACGUGCGCCUGGGCAUCCGGCUGCUGUACAAGGGGCUCAAGUCCAACAGCAUGGAGAACAGGCGGAUCCGGAAGCUUCUCAAGAGCCUGAGCAUCAAGCAGGGCAAGAAGUUUGACGAUCCGGCCUCCAAGGCCGAGAUACCCAAGUUCAUUGAGUUCCACAAGCUCGACAUGUCCGAGGUGCUGCUGCCGCUUGAAGAGUUCAAGAGCUUCAAUGAAUUCUUCUACCGGGCGCUCAAGCCCGACGCGCGGCCAUGCUCGGCGCCCAACAACCCGCGCAUCAUCGUGUCGCCGGCCGACUGCCGGUCUGUUGUCUUCAACCGGAUCGACCAGGCGACCAAGGUGUGGGUCAAGGGACGUGACUUCUCGGUCAAGCGCCUGCUCGGGGACGCGUACCCGGAGGACGCCAAGCGCUACGAGAACGGCGGCGCGCUGGGCAUCUUCCGGUUGGCGCCUCAGGACUACCAUCGGUUCCACAUGCCCGUGGACGGUGUGAUGCUGAAGCCCAAGGUGAUCGCGGGCGAGUACUACACGGUGAAUCCCAUGGCUAUCCGGUCGGCGCUCGACGUGUACGGCGAGAACGUGCGUGUGGUGGUGCCCAUCGACAGCCCUGAGCACGGCCGCGUCAUGGUCAUCUGCGUCGGGGCCAUGAUGGUGGGCAGCACCGUCAUCACGCGCCAGGAGGGUGAGCAGGUCAAGAGGGCCGAAGAGCUGGGGUACUUCAAGUUUGGUGGCAGCACCAUUGUGCUGCUGUUUGAAGAGGGCAGGAUGAAGUUUGACGACGACCUGACCGACAACUCCAUCGGCGCGCUUGAGACGCUGGUCCGUGUUGGUAUGUCCGUCGGGCACUCGAUCAACGAGGAGCAGUGGACUCCGGAUAUGCGCAAGGACGAGACGCAGAUCACGGAGGAGGAGAAGCAGCAGGCCAAACGUCGAAUCCAGGGCAGCGACUUCAACGACGUGUCGCCCGAAGACAGCGGCGGCGACGACAUCACGCCGCCCGCCUCGGUCCUGGCCGCUGCGGGGGCUUCGUGA
Molecule: messenger RNA, 3519 nt
Organism: Gaeumannomyces tritici R3-111a-1
Lineage: Eukaryota; Fungi; Ascomycota; Sordariomycetes; Magnaporthales; Magnaporthaceae
Product: phosphatidylserine decarboxylase
Exons: 4
Coding region: 1-3519 (1172 amino acids)
Biological process (GO): phospholipid biosynthetic process
Molecular function (GO): calcium ion binding; phosphatidylserine decarboxylase activity
Source: RefSeq, a predicted model, not a curated record